AUGCUAGCUAGUUCGAAUAUUUCUCAACAAACAAAAUCAAAAAAGCAUGCUGGAGGAAAGCAUAAACAUUAUCUUACAGAGUAUAUUAUUAUCACCGAUGAAUAUGUUAAUCCACAAAAACCCAAUGCCAAAUAUUGCUAUUGUUUGGCCUGUCAUGAAUCAAACUCUGAAAAGGAACAAGCUAAAAAUAUCUUGAAUAAAGAAGAAUUAGAAGCUUCUAAAAAGUUACGAUUAGAUGAAGAAGAAGAAUCUUCAGAUGACAAUAGCUUAGUUAGUUCAAAAUCUGAAACCCAAUUUGAAGAUCAAAUAUUAAACAUUACAAUAACAAAUGGUUGGUCAUUCUGUUGGGUAGAAGACAAAAAUGUUAUUGCAUAUUAUCGUUGGUUAAAUCCUCAUCUAGCAUUACCUAGUUGUAAACAGUUAGCUGGACGUAUUUUAAAAUCUGCAACUGAUACUAACUGA
Molecule: messenger RNA, 462 nt
Organism: Dentiscutata erythropus
Lineage: Eukaryota; Fungi; Glomeromycota; Glomeromycetes; Diversisporales; Gigasporaceae
Source: the annotation of a GenBank genome assembly